AUGUGGAUCAUAUAUUUUAAUGCAACUCCUCAUUUUUGGCUUAGUGGUGGUAAAGUCUAUCGAAUAGGGAAAAAGGAGUGUGAUAUAACAAUUAAAGAUGACCCCAGCAUUAGUCGAACUCAUCUUUCCUUUGAAAUUGGUCUCUCCCCGCUACAGCAUAUCGCAAAGGGCAACUCUUCUUCACAAAUCAAUGCCGUCAGCCCUCAGAACAAUAAAACUGAUUGUGGCAGUCAUUUCACUAGUCUUGAUGCACAGAAUACCGCGUGUGAUGCUCCAGCCGCGAUUACCCUCAUAGAUUCCUCUACCUAUGGCAGUACCGCAAUUGCUCUAGGCUGCGAAACGAAUGCUUCUGGGCUAGAGAAAUCUUUAGCCACAGCCUCUGUGUUUCAAUAUUCGGCGCUUGGAAUAGCAAGUUUACCGCCGCAGACCCAUGUCGCUACUGAGGCAUGCAAUAAAGUGUCAUCGUCAGUUGUUAAACCAAAGCCGACGAUGGUAUUGCUUAACAAUGCAGCAAAUGUGGGACGAGAGCAACAUCGAAUUGUUAAAGGAGUUCCUUUUCAUGUUCCAUUAGACAGAGUCAAUUGGCGCAGGUUUGCUUUAGUUCUUGGAAACCAUGGUGCAACACUAGUAUUCGCCUGGGAAGAUCUCCAUGUGCUGAUAGAAAACAUCAAAGAGUAUCAGCACACCAACUUGGAAGGCGAACUGAAUCAUUGUGGUAUGAAGCUUCUGGCUUCGUCGAACUCACACGGCUAUUGUACGGAUGCGCUAGCAAGGGCUGACCUUUUAGUAUCAAGUUUUUCUGAGCCAACUCCAUGCGUAUUGGCGAUGUUGUGCCGUAUGGUGCCUGUCGUGUUGCCAUCUUUUUUUACUGAUACACUCAACCGUGUGACACCACAGGUGCCUCUUCCUAAUUUGUGCUCCUACUUGCCGCCUACUAGUCCUGCUUGGAGGCAUUUCGUUCCUUCAGCGGACUUUCUCGAACUUGGGAAGAAAAAUAAUUCGUCAAUACCAAUUUCUCCCGAUUUUCUAAAACCUAAUUCCCAGAGGAAAGAUCUGUUUGCUGGAUUUACUUUUGUGGUGUUGCGGCAGACAUUGCUGAACGAGAUAGCGUUUUUUGUAGAAUGUGCGAAAGGUUCUGUUGUGCUAGACGAUACAUUGAAAAAACAGUCCAACGGUUCAAUUGCACAAGACGACUUGUUUUUUUUCACAGCGCAUCAUAAAGGGCAUAUCAUAGUGAUUAAAAAGGUGGAAAAGGAUGCACUUGAGGAGUACAUGAUCGCAUUGAAUAAUAAAAAUCUAGUUCGAUGUAUUGACUAUGAUAUACUAGUACGCUGUGUGGUAUUGGCCGAGCCUCUUUCACAAAUCAUUUGCCAGGAUUUUUCGUCGGGUUUAUUUAUGUCAUUGACGGAAAAAGACAAGGGUGCGAUAAGCGUAGACGUGCCUAGUGGUCGGAGCAGCUCUAACGUACGGAAAACUGAGACUAUUCCAGUUUUUUCAAGUCUCAACUCUUUAGAAGAGAAAGCAGAUGUUGGUUAUGAGCGAGUAUCAUCAACAAUAACAUCCGACACCGAAAGAUUUGUGGACACACACGGUUGGAUCAGCCGUCGAAAUCCGGGCAAUUCAACAGCAGAUCGCUCAGAGACACUUUACAAUCACGACCCACACUUUGAAAUCUCGACAAUGGCAGGACACGUAACUUCCCACAAACGAACGAGGGAUGAGCUGGGUGAUACUUGGGCCAGUCCUGAUCACACCGGUGAGCUUAGCUGGAAUAAGCUGGAGCUACAGCCAUAUCCAUGUUUCCAAGCGUACCACAGUGAGGAUACUUCUACUACUACUGCGCCUACACCCUAUUUGGCACCUAGACAAUUUUCCAAACAAUAUGUUGAAGCGACAAGUUGUCCCCCAGCAGAACUUGAUAUGUCUUUUCUUGGUGCAUCAGAGAUGGAUGGGUUGUCCUCUCGAGUGCUAGAUCUUUCCACAAGUGACAUCAUUCCUGAUCGUCGGUCAAUAGCCCGCAAUUUAGCUGAUGGUCGUGGUUCUGUUCAACAUUCCUCAUCAUUGCAAAAUUUUGAAGUGAUGGCAGUUGGUGGUGUAGCAACGGUUGUGAAAGCUUUUAACACAUUUGACACCGCUGCACACAACUCUGUCAACAAGAAAAGAGCCACUGUAGCUCGGAAGCGCAUCCAGACCGAUAGGUCUCGAAAUGGGGCCGGUAAUAUGAACCACACUGUUAGAACGAGUGAUGCAGGAACAGACUACCAACCAUUCUCUUCGUUUCUUUCUACUUCACAUGAGGCUUGCAAUAAACCUGAUACCUUAGAGAGGGUUGACAAUAACUUUCACAAACCUGAGAAUCCAAGCUCAACUCAUAGCGUCUUUCCCAUUGGUUCUACUCACACUGAUUUCGAUAUCUUUGAUAUAGAGGGUAUUUUUUGAUAUCAAUCUUUAAAGAUACUUUUAUAUCUUCAA
Phytomonas sp. Hart1 is the source of this 2472-nucleotide messenger RNA. The record is from the annotation of a GenBank genome assembly. Lineage: Eukaryota; Euglenozoa; Kinetoplastea; Trypanosomatida; Trypanosomatidae.